This is a messenger RNA of Setaria italica (foxtail millet), 915 nucleotides long. RefSeq lists its product as uncharacterized. The coding region runs from base 161 to 799 and encodes 212 amino acids. The record is from RefSeq and is a predicted model, not a curated record. Lineage: Eukaryota; Viridiplantae; Streptophyta; Magnoliopsida; Poales; Poaceae. The transcript is spliced from 2 exons.
UCCCAAUAUAUCUCUAAGAAUUUCCCUAAAAUUUUUGGGAUUUUCAGAGUAUUUUUUGUGACUUAAUUAAUUUAUCUAGAUUUAUCUUUACACGGGAAAUGUUUCUGAAAAAAGAAAACUUCUCUAUACUAUCGGGGCGAGCCCGUGGGCCCGACCCAUUAUGGCCCGCCAAGGCCCAUCCGAGCCCGCGGCCGUGGGAGCUCUCCCGGCCGCACGGCAACGCCGCCGCCACCACCAGCCUUGCCGUACGCGCCAUGCCGCGGCCGCCCCGCGCCUCUGCUGCACCGCUUGCCGCCGCCUUCACCGCCGCCUGCGCCGUGCCGCCGUUCGUCGUCCGCCGGCCGAGCCGGGCGUCGCCGCCGGCUCGCCAGAUUCGCUGGCUCCGUCGCCCGCCGGAGGAAGCCGCCACCACGAGGAGCCCCACGACGUCGAGGCGAAGCCAAAGCGCCGCUUCUCAUCGCCAAUGGGUCACCGGAGCGCUGCCACGGCAUGGAGGCCGAGCCGCUGCCGCCCGCCGUGUGCCAUCACCGGUCGGCCGCCGUUCCCCCGCGUCCGUUGCCCGCCGGAGCAAAUCAAGUUCACCAGCAGCUUCACCUCACCGAGCCGCAUCUCUGCCGCCGCUCGCCUUUGUCUCUCCGUCGCCGGAGCGUCGCCCGCUCGCGACAGCCCAGGCCGGCCGCCGUCGACCGCCGCUGGCCAAAUUUUCAGCCGUUGCACCACCUCCCCGCCGUUGAAGGAUCGUUGUUCAAAAGAUUUGAAGAUUAAGAGUUUUAAGAGAGCAAGAGCGGAAGAGCAGUAAGAGCAACUUUUCGUUGGAGAAAGGCAAGUGUCCCUAACCAUCCUUCUACCUAUACUUUGUUUAUAAUAUCAUGAUAAUUUUAACUGGAACAUGGAGUGACCACCUAGGAAAAUAGU